AUGUCAGGCAUCGAGAGAGCCUUACUAGCCCUUCGCAAUUACCCGAGGGUUUCGGCUUAUAAUAUUAAGGACCUCCCUUAUAGCAAACUGCCUAAAUACCAUGGUCUUCAACGUAAAAAGCGUGGUCUUGGUCAUCGAGGCAUGAGUCAAUUCCAGUGCUGGCAACCUCUUGGGACUCUUAAAGAUCGAACACCGUUCUACAUAACCGUACCUAAGGAACCCUACAACGAAAACCAUCUGUCUCGACGCUCCUUGGUCCGCCUUUCGCUUCUCGAGCUGCAACGCCUAAUUGAUUUGUCUCGUAUUGAUCCCACAUACCCGAUUGAUAUGUCAACAAUAUGUAAUACUGGUCUCUUCCGCUUGAGUGCAGACGAUGAGCGACUGUACGGAUUUCACUUGACAGAGGACGGAGCGGACGAGUUUGUGACACCACUUAAUAUUGAAGUGCAGUACGCCAGUGAAUUGGCUAUUGCAGCUGUCGAGAGGGCUGGAGGUGUCAUUACUACCCGAUAUUACGAUCUACUUUCAGUUUUUGCCAAGGCUGAUCCCUUUUCCUUCUUUGAGAAAGGGCUUCCUAUACCACGGGGAAAGAAACCUCCACUUGACGCUCUCAAGUACUACACGAGUGGAGCAAACCGUGGUUAUCUGGCCAGUCCAAAGCAGAUUGCAGAUGCUCGUGUCUGGUUGGCCCAAAAGUACGGCUACACUCUGGUAGACAUUGCCUCUAGUCCGUAUAAAGACCUUCUUUCCAUUCAAAAGGAGCCGUGGCGCAUCUUUCAUGGACUCGAACCUGGAUGGCUUGUCAGUCUGACAGACAAAGUGAUCAUCAAACCUGUUGAUAGCUUACAACACGAGAACUUCUACAAAAGUUGA
Hydatigera taeniaeformis is the source of this 873-nucleotide messenger RNA. Lineage: Eukaryota; Metazoa; Platyhelminthes; Cestoda; Cyclophyllidea; Taeniidae. The record is from the annotation of a GenBank genome assembly.